CAAUGUUUUGAUACGAAAGUUGAUGGACUGCCAUACUGAGCAUCCAUUUAGAAAGUUUAUGGGAUAUUGCAAUGAUUAUGAUCGGGAUAUGAGAAAGUGUUUGAAAGCAGAGCGCCUUCAAAGACAGAAAGCCAACCUCGAAGACUCUCGCCGUAGACACGCAGAAAUCCGAGCCAGAAUAUUAGCACAAGAGAGAGCUAAACAUCAGCAUUAACUUAACCAUACAGCAUUUUGACAGCAUUUAUUAAACAUGACUACAAUGGAGCCUAACAUACUAGAUUCAAUACCAGACCUAAACAAUCUUAAGUCAUUUACAGAGAGAUAUUUUAGCAAAAGAUACAUUAUAAAUGUUGAUGGAGUAAAGAAUAAUGAUAUCAUGAUUAUGUUCCAUUCAAACAGGAUUGCCCUCUUGUGCCUGGCGCCAAGUCAUUUCUUUUUUAGUAAGAGCAAAGAGUACAAAGUUAAUUAUACAGUAGGUAAUGUAAACAGGUUGAAGAAUGCUGUUAAGGGUAAGGGCAAGAAAGGAGGUCAGGCUCUGAACCCUAAAUCAGUUGUAUGCAAGAUAGAAUAUGAAGACGGCACAAGUUUUGAUGUUCCAUGUGGCAUGAAAGGUACUUUAGUAGAAGUAAAUGAAGAGUUAGUGAACCACCCUGAACUCUUGAAGGAGUUUCCCGAUGCUGAUGGUUAUAUUGCUAUAAUAUUAUCUAGCAUUGCUAUUUCUGAAGCUACUAAAAAUGAAUUAUUGACACCGGAAGAGUAUUUAGAUUUAUUAAAUAACGGUGUAAAUGGUAAAGAAGAUAAGAAAUUAGAAUAGAUUUUGUUUGUUUU
This is a messenger RNA of Spodoptera littoralis (African cotton leafworm), 828 nucleotides long. Lineage: Eukaryota; Metazoa; Arthropoda; Insecta; Lepidoptera; Noctuidae. The record is from the annotation of a GenBank genome assembly.